UUUGAAUUAAAUAGUCGUAAGUCUCGUACAACUGAUUUCUCUCCCAGUGUUUAAUACUUGCAAAAAACGAAUAUAACGACAAGUGUGUUUUAUUCUCUAAAAAACAUUGAUUCCAUCAACUGAAAUGAAGUAUUUUUUGGUGAUACUCCUUUUGUUUAUUGAAUUGAAAGCUGCACGUUCCGAUACUGAUUUGGAUCAUCAGCUAUUAAAUGCCGUUAGAAGGGGUAAUGUGAAUAAGGUCAAAUAUCUACUAGCACAUGGUGCCAAUGCAAAUUUCGACGAUGGAGAAAAAUCAACACCACUCCAAUAUGCUGCUAUGGCGGAUCAUACAAAUGUAAUAAAAACUCUCAUCGAGGUGGAGCCAACGCUAAUUUCCCAUCAACAGAUAAAAAUACACCGCUUCAUUAUACUGAAGUGGGGUAACAUAGAAGCGAUCAAGUACCUAGUCGACCAUGGAGCCAAUGUAAAUGCUGAAGACAGUGACAAACGUACACCUCUUCAUCUUUCUGCACAAAAUGGUCAAACAGAAGCAACCAAAACAUUAAUCGAUUUUGGAGCCAUUGUAAAUGUCGAAGACAACGGGCAGAAGAGUCCGCUUCAUUACGCUGUUGACAAAGGGCACAUGGAAACAAUCAAAACUCUUAUUGAACAUAAAGCCAAUGUAAGUGCCGUGGAUAAAGACAAAAAAACACCACUUCACUGGGCGGCGGAGUAUGGCCACAUAGAUGUAGUCAAAUAUCUAGUUGAACAUGGUGCUAAUAUGAAUGACGUGGAUAAAGACAAACGAACACCACUUCACUGGGCCGCUUAUUGUGAUCAAACAGAUGUUGUCAAAUAUGUAGUUGAUCAUAGAGGCAAUGUGAAUGUCGCUAAUAAUUAUAAUGUCACACCCCUUCAUUACUCUGCUAAAAAUGGUAAUUUAGAAGCAAUAAAAUAUCUAGUCGAACAUGGCGCAAAUGUGAAUUCGGAAGAUAAAGAUAAAAAAACAUCACUCCACUGGUCAGUUAGUAAUGGUUACACUGACAUGGUCAAAAGUUUAAUCGAAUAUGAAGCAAAUAUAAAUGCUGAAGACAAUACCAAACGUCAAACAGAAGUGGUCAAAUACCUAAUUGAUCAUGGAGCCAACGUAAAUUCUCGUGACAUGGUCAACGAAACACCUCUGCAUAUCUCAGCUAUUAACGGUCACUUAGAUUUAGUAAAAACACUAUAUGAUCACGGAGCUGAUGUGAAUGCAAUAAAUAAAGUGAAUAUCAUGCCAUUACACUAUGCCGCUGUGCAUGGCCAUAAAGAUGUACUCAAAUAUCUAGUCGAACAUGGAGCGAAUAUAAAUACCAUAAUUUUUUGGAAUAAAAAAACGCCAUUACAUCACGCUGUUGUGAAAGGUCAAACAGAUGUAGUCUAAUUGCUAGUCGAACAUGGAGCACAUGAAUGUGAAUCCUGGAGAUGAAGAUAAAGAUACACCUAUUCAUUGGGCUGCUCAUCAUGGUUAUACCGAUAUAAUUAAAUAUCUAGUCGAACAUAAAGCCAAUGUGAAUGCGGUAGAUAGCGAUAAACACUCACCUCUCCACUGGGCUGCUUGAGAAGGUCAAAGAGAAGCAGUCAAAACUUUAAUUGAACUUGGAGCCAAUGUAAAUUCUGAAGACCAUGAGAGAAAGCAGCCUCUGUACUGGGCUGCUAAGAAUGGUCACACAAAAACAGUCGAAUAUCUCGUCGAACAUGGAGCCGAUGUAAAUAUCAUAAUUGGUAACGAAGGAACACUCCUCCAUUAUGCUGCAAAGAAUGGUAAAAUAAACGAAAUCAAAACUCUAAUCGAUCAUCGAGCCAAUGUUGAUGCGAAAAAUAAUAACGAGUCAUCGCCGCUCCACUACGCUAUUCAGAAUCAGAGCUGUCAACGAACGUUCGUUCGUUCGUUCGUAGGCAAAAAAUAUUUUUAUUUUGUUCGUUCGUUCGUUCGUAGAAA
Messenger RNA from Contarinia nasturtii (swede midge), 1960 nucleotides. Its product is annotated as serine/threonine-protein phosphatase 6 regulatory ankyrin repeat subunit B-like. NCBI's taxonomy places the organism in Eukaryota, Metazoa, Arthropoda, Insecta, Diptera, Cecidomyiidae. The record is from RefSeq and is a predicted model, not a curated record. Bases 125 to 1402 code for a protein of 425 amino acids. The transcript has 18 exons. Gene Ontology annotation, molecular function: protein binding. Gene Ontology annotation, cellular component: cytoplasm. Gene Ontology annotation, biological process: innate immune response.